AUGGCGUUAAGGCGAAGAGUGCAGGUUCUUCGCUGGUGGAAUACCGUAAGCUUGGUUUUAUUUUUCUGGGUCACCGUCGUAUCUGCUCUCUUUAUCGGAGGUCUAAACCAGGUGAGUAACGUCCGGCUUUGCAUGCUUUCUCAAGCCUCUUCUCUGCAGACACAAUGCAUCCUGUGUAACCAGCCCAAGUACAACAGCGCCGUGAACGGCUGCACACGGCAGAAUUCACUCGCUUCAAACAUCACAAUAGAGGAAGCAUUCUGUAUCCUCGCAGCUUGCAUUGAUAAUCCACGACAGACGCCUAUCAACCUUGGAAAGCGGAAGAAACGUGGUGACGAUGAUUCGUCAGACAGAGUCAUAGAGGAACACUAUGCCCAGGUUAUCAUGGAUGACUACGACGUCAAUGACGACGACUUCUGAAUCUAACCAAGAAUCUUCCGAGCUCGAAAUCAGACGCUACAGGCACUGCGAAGACUGCACCAGCAUCUCCAUCGACUUCACCAUUUUAAAGAAAAUGGAAAAUGUUCACCACCGUCGGGCUCAAGGGAUCUAACCAUCGUUAACUUUGACCUAAUGCAAGAACGUCAUAGUUAGAGAAAGAUAGUUACUAAAGCACAAUGGCUUGUACUCGACGCAGUAGGUCAUGAUGAGAAGGUGCAAUCUUAACCAACAAGCAUUCAAGCGUGAAUCUAAAGGUGAGAAGAAAAAAAAACAGAUUUUUGUUGAAUCGUUAAAAUGACUCUAAUUUCGC
This is a messenger RNA of Ixodes scapularis (black-legged tick), 751 nucleotides long. RefSeq lists its product as uncharacterized. The record is from RefSeq and is a predicted model, not a curated record. Bases 1 to 420 code for a protein of 139 amino acids. Lineage: Eukaryota; Metazoa; Arthropoda; Arachnida; Ixodida; Ixodidae. The transcript has 7 exons.